This is a messenger RNA of Papilio xuthus (Asian swallowtail), 1495 nucleotides long. It is a transcript of the gene Arl6, whose product is annotated as ADP ribosylation factor-like 6. The transcript has 5 exons. The record is from RefSeq and is a predicted model, not a curated record. NCBI's taxonomy places the organism in Eukaryota, Metazoa, Arthropoda, Insecta, Lepidoptera, Papilionidae. Gene Ontology annotation, molecular function: GTP binding; GTPase activity. The coding region runs from base 3 to 761 and encodes 252 amino acids.
GUAUGUCUUACUGUAAAGGCACGAUGUUGUGUCGCCGUUACCUAGCAACGGGUGUCGCGGUGCCGUCGCGACCUCGGCGCCACGCCACUCGAUGCGACGCGGCCGACUGCACACCAGCACUUGUUCACUCGGACAAACCAUUGUGUAGAUAUGGUUAUCGCCUGCUUACCCAACGUGUUGUAUUCACAUUAGCACUAACAUUGCUUCAAAUGGGGCUGUUGGAUCGCGUGUCGGGCUGGCUGAGUGGCGCGCGACGUCGGGCCACCGUGCUGGUGUUGGGCCUCGACAACAGCGGCAAGAGUUCGCUGCUGCGUGCGCUGCGGCCGCAUGACUCGCCGGCAGCGCAUGGAGACCACUUCGCCAGCGGCGGUGUGACGUUUGAGGCGCACGAGGCGCCAGGGGCGGCGCGGUUGCGCGCGCUCUGGGAGCGCCACUUCUCGCGCGCCGACGCCAUCAUCUUCGUGGUAGACGCGGCAGACCACCUGCGCUUAGUGGUAGCGCGAGAGGAGCUGCAGCUGGCGCUGGCGCACCCUGAGCUGCGCGCGCGCCGUUUGCCGCUGCUCGUGUUGGCCAACAAGAGCGACGCGCCGCACGCGCUCUCCACCGCGCACGUCGCCGCCGCGCUGGGGCUGGAGCGCGUGACGGACAAGCCGUGGCAUGUGUGUAGCAGCAGCGCUGUGUGCGCUGGGGGCGCCGGGCUGGCCGACGGCGUCAGCUGGCUGGCGCGCCAGCUGCGCGAAGCCGCAGAGCAAGGCCACUAGCGCGACCUCACAGCGACGAGCCGGUAGAUACAAUCUAAGCACAAUUUUGUGUCCAUAGUAUAUAUAAUACAUACAUCAAUGUCAGAAUUCUAACAAUAACAAUAACAAAAUACAGUUACUUAUAAUACUUGAGUAAAUAUAAUUUAUUUACGAGCAGGUUUUGAGAAUUUGUAUUAGAUGUUCAGACAAACACGUGAAACAAUCUGUCUUGACUUUGUUUCUUAACAUAACUGAUUACCUCGUUACCUGCUUUUGUUAUUAAUCAAGGUCUGCUUGGAACAGGCGCAACAAUAUUUCACGUUACAACACAACAUUGUUAAUGUGAGGAGCGUGAGGAGAUGCUCUUAGGAUUCAACUGUGUGGGUUCCAAUAUUAUCGAAGACAUUUUGUAAUCACGUCUAGUGAGAAGAUUUGGAGACCAAACAUUUUCAAAUCACUACUUAAUGUUGUUUGUUUGAAAGAGUUUAGGAAAUCUAUGGUAUUGGAAAAUAUAAUGCCCUAUACAUGAAUCGUAGUGAGAGUGAAGUUCUUUAUAUUAUUAAUUAAUUAAAUAAAUAUUUUACAAACUGUAACAGCGUAAUAAAAAUGUUUGCAUUUAUAUUUGUAUACAGCUCAUCACCGCAGGACUAAUUGUAAUAACUUUACUAUCACUUAAACAUUAAUGCUGUUGUAACAAUACUUGGAUUAUUUUCAAUAACAUUAAAUAACAUAAAAUAAAUAAAUCAUGUUAACAC